Messenger RNA from Ogataea philodendri, 663 nucleotides. RefSeq lists its product as uncharacterized. The record is from RefSeq and is a predicted model, not a curated record. The transcript is spliced from 2 exons. The coding region runs from base 1 to 663 and encodes 220 amino acids. NCBI's taxonomy places the organism in Eukaryota, Fungi, Ascomycota, Pichiomycetes, Pichiales, Pichiaceae.
AUGGAAGUCGGCAUAAAACUUCUGGAACAGGUCUGCGAUUUCAAAAAAGCCGCCACCGUCGUUGCGACGUCCUCCUCCUCCGCCAAAUCCGCCGCCAAAUCCUCCAUCUCCUUGGCCACCAAAUCCGCCGCCUCCUUGUCCGAAGCCAUUGUCGUCGUAUCUGUCGUUACGGCCGCCGCCGAAUCCUCCUCCGAAUCCGCCACCGCCGCCGCCUUGGCCGCCAAGCAGUCCAGACACCAGCGAGCCCAUUCCGCCGCCAGAGCCUCCAAAUCCUCCACCGGAGCCACCAAAUCCGCCGCCAGAGCCGCCAAAUCCUCCGCCUUGACCGUAUCCGUCGUCGUUAUAUCUUCCUCCCCCUCCGUAGCCGCUGUCGUUGUCGUAUCUGCCUCCUCCGCCGUAGCCACCUUGGCCACCUUGGCCGCUGUAUCUUCCACUAGAGCCUCCACCGAGCAACGAGCCGAGGUUGAACCCACCUUGCGACUGUUGGUGCUGAGGAGUGGCACCUGCACCAGAAAGAGCAGAGAUCACAGAACCAAAUCCUCCUCCACCUCCGCCAGAGCCUCCGAGGCCGCCCAAUGCGCUUCCUCCUCCAGCUCCAAGCAGCGACGAAAGCAUACCGAACUGCGACGAGGUCGAGCCUCCACCUCCCAUCACUUGGCCUAA